AAUUGCGGAUCGUUCGAUGUUUUUAUCUAUUCAACUCAAAAGCAUUACAAUAACGUUUAUCUAUUUCGUGUCGUUCGCCGUUCCUUUUGUUCGCGUGCGAACUGCAGUAGUGCUCAACGAUACGCGUACGAUUUGCCAUUUUCUUCAUCAUGGUCACGUGGACGGCCGACAGCGCCGAGGCCGUGGCCGCCGUGAACAUGCUUCGCGAUAACGUCCACUUGGCCGGUACAGUCUAUCGCGGCACGUGGUACUACCCGCCGACAGUGCUGGACGAAAACGGACGACUGUGGGGCAGCUACACCGACCACUUGGACCGUGUGCUGAAGAACCGGAUGCUCCUGCGGUAUUGCUACAGGUCGCUGCAGCCGGACGCGCCCGUGCCCGUGCUGCUCGACCGCACCGGCCACGUGGCCAUGGUCGAGGCGUUCACGGCUGACCUGAUGACGUACUACCGGCCGCUGUUGACCGUGGUCGACGCGCUCCGCACCGACCUGGGUGCGCAAACCGUUUGCCUGGUGGCCGAGGCUAACAUUUUGUACAACAUCGCGUCGGCUAUGAGCCACUUGUUAAGGUUAAGCCGCGUAAGAGCGUUUGCGACAGAAUUGUAACCGUCCAUAGGUUGUAU
Messenger RNA from Sipha flava (yellow sugarcane aphid), 625 nucleotides. RefSeq lists its product as uncharacterized. NCBI's taxonomy places the organism in Eukaryota, Metazoa, Arthropoda, Insecta, Hemiptera, Aphididae. The transcript has a single exon. The record is from RefSeq and is a predicted model, not a curated record. The coding region runs from base 150 to 608 and encodes 152 amino acids.